Messenger RNA from Scophthalmus maximus (turbot), 3127 nucleotides. It is a transcript of the gene rhogd, whose product is annotated as ras homolog gene family, member Gd. Bases 186 to 761 code for a protein of 191 amino acids. The record is from RefSeq and is a predicted model, not a curated record. Gene Ontology annotation, molecular function: GTPase activity; protein kinase binding; GTP binding. Gene Ontology annotation, biological process: actin filament organization; regulation of cell shape; cortical cytoskeleton organization. The transcript is spliced from 2 exons. Gene Ontology annotation, cellular component: cytoplasmic vesicle; plasma membrane; cell projection. Lineage: Eukaryota; Metazoa; Chordata; Actinopteri; Pleuronectiformes; Scophthalmidae.
CCGCCACCUAGUGUCGGACAAGCGACCGUCCGUAAGCGGAACUACAACUACCAGUGUGCGUUGCUUCCGCACGUCGGUUUUUACGUAAUGGACAGCUCCCCGGAUGCGGCUGUGAUUGACUAUACCAGGCAAAAAGAGAUCGAAAGCCAAGUGGCGGUGCUGCAGCCCCAGUGGUCGUAGGCAGGAUGCAGACCAUUAAGUGUGUGGUUGUGGGUGACGGGGCGGUGGGUAAAACCUGUCUGCUCAUCUCGUACACCACCAACGCCUUCCCCGAAGAGUACAUCCCGACGGUGUUCGACAACUACAGCGCUCAGAUGAGCGUGGAUGGCCGCACUGUCAGCCUCAAUCUGUGGGACACAGCCGGCCAAGAGGAGUACGACCGCCUGCGCACCCUCUCCUACCCCCAGACCAACGUUUUCAUCAUCUGCUUUUCCAUCGGCAGCCCCUCCUCCCACGCCAACGUGAGGCACAAGUGGCACCCAGAGGUGUCCCACCACUGCCCCAACGUGCCCAUCCUGCUCGUGGGCACCAAGAAGGACCUGAGGGGUGAUGCAGAGACGGUGAAGAAGCUGAAGGAGCAGGGCCUGGCCCCCACCACCCAGCAGCAGGGCAACGCCCUGGCCAAGCAGAUCGGGGCUGUAAAAUACAUGGAGUGUUCUGCCCUGCAGCAGGAUGGCGUCAGGGAGGUGUUUGCUGACGCUGUGAGGGCAGUGUUGUAUCCAGUCACGAAAAAGAACCCCAAGAAGUGUGUGCUGUUGUAAUAAAUGGUCCCCACUUUUGGACUGCGCAGAGAGAUGAUGGAGAUCCACGGAUGCAAAGGAAGGCUGAGGAACCAAGGGCGUCACCCGUCUGCCUCCGUACCACUUCCAGCAGUUCAGACUUAGUUUUCUUCCUCUGUUACUGCUCUCUUCCUUAUUCAUAUCCUGGAGGAUUUCUCUCCGUUGCCAUCAUCACCAAAGUGACUAUGCCAAAAUGGGCGCGACAGACUGAAUCUCCUCUAUUUUUCUUACUUUUUAACUUUUUAUAUUUACACUUUUUCCAAUUUUACACCUGUUCUAGAUUUAUAGCUUCUCUGCUUUGCUUUAUGAAAUGCUGAUCGUGGUUGUAACAAGCCAUAAUAACAUCCAGACCAACCAACCAAGCUACCCUGUUUGACUGGAGAGAAGAGAUCUGCCUUCGUUCAGGUGGAGAAAUAAUGACUACCUCAUAAUCUCGCCUAGGUUGCAUCUCACGAGUCUCGAGUGGCGUCGCCAUCAAAAUGUUUUGACUUGCCUAUUUAGAUGUAAUAAACAGACAAGUAGAGGGUUAACACGUUUUAAUUUCAAGCAGCCUGAGUCCAGACAAGGUGCGAUGACUCCUGGACGAAUGUCAGUACCCCUUAACCAAUAUGCACAGAUUAGAGGUUCACCUCUUGAGCUGCGGUUCCCCCUCUUUGCUCAGUCUGGCAUGUUCCUGCUGUCUGGUCUUUCGCACGGCUCACUCACUGUCACGCACGGAAGAGCCAGUAAGGCCUUCGAUGAUAAACCGGACCAUUAGAAGCAGCCGACCAUUUUCCCUCUUAAGUAAUCGAGGAGCAGGUGUCAUAAGGCCUCUGCCAAAUUAACCCACACCGGUACUUGAUUUAUUGGCCUGACCUCACCAGGAAGUCAGGUUGUAGUACAGCUCCCCUCUGUCUUCGUCUUAACUCUUGAAGCUCACACGAGUGCCAUUAAAAGCACGCCUAAGAAUUUCUCUUUGACAGGGUGGUGUCAAAGAGACUUUAUUUUGUCUAAUUAUGUUGAAUUUACUCUGUAAAUGAUUUUUUUUCUUCCUCUCAAAUGUUUUUAACCUACGAGUGUGGUAACGGCCAAAGUUGAAUAUAUUUUUUUUGUUAUAGCCUUUGUUUAUUUGAUCAGUAAGACUUUUGUAAUUAAUACUCAGAUUUGAUAAAACACAACUUUCCAGUUACAUUAUUGCCUUACAUUUAAGGUCAGCAGACCGUCACCACUGCAUUAUUGAUUUAGUUUAGCAUAUAAUACCAGAAUGUCUUUUAACUGGCGUAUGCUAGGCUAUAUACUUCUUUUCCUACAUUGCCUUGGUUAGGUGAAUGUCAUUGCAUUUUGGAAAAAUCAGUUUCAUAGCUGCCUUGUUAACCAUGUAACAGCAGUAUAUCCACAGUAUAGAAGGAGCCUUUUAUUUGGUCAGGUGCCUUAUCUAAACCAAAGACCAUAGCAUUGCUCCUUCGUUGAACCCAACGAUACCUAUUUAAAUACAGGUCCAACCGACUCUGGGUUUCAUUUAUGUAACAUUUCAAAAGCUUUCUGCCUUAGUUCCUUCUUGCGGCACUCUCUGUAAGACACAGGUGCUAAACUGACAUCUCGCACAGCAAGUCUUUGUGCAUUUUUUUGAAACGGAGCGCUCACGGCCCACAUCCCUUAACAGAUUUUGGUUUACAUCCCUGCAUUGCACGGUGCAGUGGGGGCGAGGCAAAAGCACAACUUGCACAUACGGUUAGCCUGAGCUGCGUAGGUGGAACGUGCCUUGUCACAUCUGAGGACUUUUUUAUACACUUUAUAAAAAAAAUAUUUUUUUUUAGUAAUGAUUGGUUGCUCAUUUCUGCUUAAAGCUGCCAGUAAUACAAGCAGCCCUUUUUUAAAAAGUUAUUUUCAUCUACUCACUCGAGCGGGGUGUAUUAUAAGUCAACCUCAGCUCGUGGCCUGUGUAAAGUCUAGAAUAACCGGAGCGCAACCAAGUGGGAGGUUUUGUGUGACAACGGUAUAGCAGUUUGAGAUCUGCCUGAAGAUGUGUGAAAAUUUCCCAGAUUGGUGUGUGGAGGGUUGAAUGUAAGUGCACAAUUUGUCAAAACUGUCAACUGUGGUGAGCUCGUUUUUUUUUUUGCCAUGUCCCGAUUUCACUCAGAGAACGCUGUUGAAGUGGAACGUACACCUGUGGGCUCUGUAUGUCUGUGUCCCGGAGCUGUAUGCUACCGUGUGCGUGGUACUGCGCUUUUACACUGGGAACUUGAUUUGUAGAAAACUGUUUGUAAUUGUUUUAUAUAUAACAAAAGCAUAUUUGUAUAAAUGAACUAACAGUGAGAUGAUUUUAAAUUAUGCCAAAUAAAAUGGUGGUUAAAACCACUUUUCCCUUC